CAAUAAAUAAGACGGCAUGCGUCGAGUCUGUCACUGAGUGUUUUCAGCUGUGCCUCAGAGGUGUGAGUCCCACGUGAAAGCAACAAGGUCGAGCUGGACAUGGACAUCGUGGAUGUGGCGUUUGCGAUUGCUGACACUGUGAUGUCACUCGGGGGCAUGAUAGCUAAAGCUGUACCAACACAUCGCCAGUGCAACAUUGAGAUUGAAAAUAACUCUUGCAACUACACUCUUCAAAACCCCAGGAUGUACACGCGGCGUGGACGCUGCAGCAAACCUUUGCCCCCCACGAUCGGACAGUCCUCAUCCGGAGAGGUGGAAUUCAAGAAGACUCCGAACAUGGCGUGUGGAUCCGUGGGCAUCUUCACCUAUGACCUCGUUGAUAAGGAAACAACGGCAGCCAGCGAGCAGAUAGCCGUCCUGUUCAAGGUGCCGUUUGACCACAACAGGAAGUCAAACAAGUACGCAGUGGGAGUAUUUGACAUCGGCAAAACCUGUAAUCGUGACCUCUUUCAGGAGAUGUCAAAGAAAAUGGACACAGUGUUUGUCAGAGGCAAAGCAAAGGAAAAUGGUCUUUCUUACAGAGGUGAUCAUGUGACCAUCAUGGCCACGAUGUCAGACUGUCACACUCCUGUCAUAAAGGUGGAAGUGAGUGAUACUGAUGCAAACAUGUGAACAUAUGUGUUAUUUCCUGCAUGAAUGUGUAGAUUUUGUACACAUUACAAUUAUGUUGUACUGUUAACUAGAGCUGAUGGCUGAUGUGAGGUCUAAGUAAUCAGCGGAACCAGUAUCUGUUUGAAAAGUCACAACUUUAUUCUGUAUUUAUUGUCUUUUUUAUUUCAUCCACCCAUUUUCACUUGUUUAUAUUGAGCACAACAGAACAGACGUGUCUGUCCUGCUGAAACGGUUUGAAUAAAAUCUGAGUUCAAUAAAGUCUCAACACACUCAAAGCCAUCGUCUGUGUGUAUUUAGUCCUCAUUACUUUGAAUCAGUUCAUGUAUAAUGUUUUAACGUGUGAUUAGUUCAGCA
This is a messenger RNA of Solea solea (common sole), 1026 nucleotides long. Its product is annotated as DELTA-sagatoxin-Srs1a-like. Gene Ontology annotation, biological process: monoatomic cation transport; cytolysis in another organism; pore complex assembly. Gene Ontology annotation, cellular component: pore complex. Gene Ontology annotation, molecular function: channel activity. Lineage: Eukaryota; Metazoa; Chordata; Actinopteri; Pleuronectiformes; Soleidae. The transcript has 3 exons. The record is from RefSeq and is a predicted model, not a curated record. The coding region runs from base 100 to 672 and encodes 190 amino acids.